AUGAACAAAAAGCUCGGACUCCAGACAGAUGCUUCGGCAUUGAUACCGAAAAAGUAUCGGGGUGACGAUGAUGAUCCGCAUUUUAUUCCAGACUCGCCUCUCAUCGACCGACAGGCACUGACCGCACAAGAGGAGGGGGAAUUGAAGCGAAUAUGUGCCUUGCUAUUGGCGAACGUACCACACUCGGACGAUAUGUCAGAUGAUCCCCUCAAAUACAUUGCUGCUCAGAUUCAAGAAGGCAAAGCGGUGCAGCCGCAGCCCAGUGCGAAGCGUGAACGGAAACUCGAACCAGCCCACAACAUGGAACCCGCAGCCAGCGUGACGCACCAAUUCCUCGAAAUACAAGACGACUCUGCGACACCUUCGGAAGUGUCCCACCGCGGUACCAUAACUGCCACUGACUAUUCAACACCCUUGACGAGUGCCGGUAUCACUCCCGGCGAGACAGCGCGACGUUUCUCCGACACCGUUCGGAAAUCCGUUAACAGCACCAAGAAGCCUGGCAGCAGUCUCCGAAAUGAGUCUACCACGGCGACAGCCAAAAGCCGGACGGCAUCUUCUGGCGGCGUCCACAGAUCGAUGGAAGCGAGCAAGCCCUCGGCUGAGGCAGAAGCCAUCAAGAAGACACUGCGAAUCAUCACGGAUGGAUCGUCACGACCCCAAAGUGGCGGUACCAGAUCAAUCGAGCAGCCUCGCCCUGUCAGAUUUUCGGCUCCGGACUUGAAUAAAAGCCUCCCUCCACCUCCACCUGAGUUGCCAGCUCCCGAGGAGCAGAAGCAGCCUCACAUCAGCAGAUUGAUGAAGACUAUUCGCAAAAAGAAAAGCAUGACGACGGAAGGCAGAAGCUUCUCGACUGGUUCGACACCCCCAGUGCCCUCCGCUGGUACCCCGAAAACUCCAUAUCCCCACUCUUCGUCAACACCAGCGGCUGAGCAUGCGGCCCAAGAACCUCCAAGAAAGAAAUUCAGAAUACCCCUUUUCCACAGGAGACAACGGCCGGCGGAUGUCCUUGUUACUUGA
Messenger RNA from Fonsecaea erecta, 1020 nucleotides. RefSeq lists its product as hypothetical. Bases 1 to 1020 code for a protein of 339 amino acids. Lineage: Eukaryota; Fungi; Ascomycota; Eurotiomycetes; Chaetothyriales; Herpotrichiellaceae. The record is from RefSeq and is a predicted model, not a curated record. The transcript is spliced from 2 exons.